Coregonus clupeaformis (lake whitefish) is the source of this 4484-nucleotide messenger RNA. RefSeq lists its product as uncharacterized. The coding region runs from base 195 to 1538 and encodes 447 amino acids. The record is from RefSeq and is a predicted model, not a curated record. The transcript has 12 exons. Lineage: Eukaryota; Metazoa; Chordata; Actinopteri; Salmoniformes; Salmonidae.
AUAGUUUCUUUGGUCGGAUCAGUAGUGCUGUGAAAACAGCUUCGAAGCAUCGGAGCUCCGGUAUCAAUUGUAACAUCACUAGGCCUACUACUAUCUACCAUCUAUCCAGUCACUGCGUGACGCUCUCCCGUCAUAGAUACAUUGUUAUGAGGAGAAAAACAGGGAAAUAAUAAUCUGGAUUCUUUCCUAUCAAGAUGAUGUGGAGUCUGUGGAUCCUGCUGGGCACUCUCAGUGUGGAUGGCUAUGCGGUGCACGACCUGCACGAGCGUCUGUCCCACGGGCGUCAGCUGAAGAUCUACCUUCCAAAGAGCUCUUCGAAGCUGGAGUUCACCCCUGCUGCAGAGCCCAUGAAGACCUACCUGUACUGGGACCGUGGCGCCCGGACCACCAAGGGACGGGUGUCUGGGACAGGAACCGACAGGCGCUGGUAUCUGGACAAGGUGACGUAUGAGGACCAGGGGACCUACGUCCAGACAGACCACUGGAACAAGGAGAUCUCCUCGCUCAAAGUGGCUGUGAACACCAGGCGUGAGUACCCGAAAUGCGUGGCAGGUGAGGACCUCUAUAUCUCAUUGGAGGGCAUCGACCUAGCCGACGCCCAACUCUCCUUCUCGGGCGCCGACGCCAAUGUCAGCCUGGUACAUGAUGGGGCCGUGGUCGCCCAGGACCACCCGGACUACUGGAACCGGGUCAAGACCUACUCCACCAAGAUCACCAUCGAGAACGUCAACACCACGGACGUGGGUUACUACAUGCUGAGGGACAGGAGAGACAGGGUUGUCUCCAUCAUCAGGAUGGAACUCACAGACCACCAUGACUAUGAAGCAGCUAACCCCCUCAUGGCCCUCCUCCUCCUGCUGGGGAUCCCCGCCGGUAUCUGCUGCUGUUGCCAGAAGAAGAUCUUCAAGAAGAAAGCCCCCCACACCACAGCCAUCCUCCAGGGGACCCCCGAGACUCUGCACCCUCCUCCCGGCUACAAUAUCCCCGGAGGGGUGUCCCCUGGACCUGGUGGCCCGGUAUUUUAUCAUGGUCCAGGCCCAGAUCCUAACAUGGGAGGUUACCCCCAGCUCUACUCUCCCCCCAACCCUGGGAUGCCUGGCCAGCCUCAGUGGACCGGACCCCCAUUCCAACCAGGGUUCAACCCAGGCUACCCCCCACAGGACCCUAUGUACCCCCCCACCCAGCCCCUGCAGUGGAACGGCCCGCCGCCCAACCAGCCACAGCAUAACCCUGGUGCUCCUCCUAUGUGGAGUGGGCCGCCUAACCAGUAUCAGUAUCCGGUGGCUCCGAUGGGGUAUGCUCCGGUGAUGUACAGUGCCCCUCCUCCAGGUGAGCCAGUGAAGGAGGAGAUAAAGAUGGAGAACAUGUCUCCUGCUAAUCCCCUCCUCGCCCACCCCCCACAACCCCCCCAGGCGUCAUCGCCAUACGCCCCCAUGCCUGCACCUGCCUCUGACGUCCUGCACUCCUCCGACGGAGCCUACCAGUUUAACAUCGACACAGGAAAGAACACCACCACCAAUGCCACCAACUUCCUGUAGAACACCACCCAAUGGCCCAAUCAGGAGCGGCCCUUUCAACGUAAUGGGGGCUCCGUCCCAAUAUGGCUCAAUUGCUUCCUUUCUUCGUCUCCUUUCCUCGUCGCUUUCCCUGUGUGACCACUGAUAUUAAUGGAAGGUAUAAACCAUGGGGGCUGUUUGCGAUUCAAAUUAGGGAGAUGUUAAACAGGAGAAGUGCUAAUGAAUUUACCAACAAAAAUGCAGAGAUCCAUUCCUGUUUUUUUAUUUUUAUUACAUGGUCUGUGAAAAAACUGCUGACAUGACUAGGUCUCGAGCUGGGUUUUUAUUUAAUGUGGGUAUUUUUACCCCCUACCCAUUUCACAUAAACAAACAAAGGUAACAAAAUGUAAAACAUAAUGGUUUUUGUCUCUGUGUAAAUGGGGUAUUAGUGAAGGAAAGGAGAUAAGGAAAGUAGGUCAUUGGGACAUGCUCCUAUUUCCUGUAAAGGGACAGGAAGUGCCCAUUAGCUGUGAUACAGACCUGUCAAAAUGGCUGAAACAGACACUGGAAGCAUUGGAUUGGUGCAGGAAUGGCUGAAGGUAGUUUCCACCAUAUUCCCAGUCCAUUUAUUUUAAAUAUACUAAUGUGAUAAUGAUGAAGCACUCUUCCUCUCCUUCUGCACGGAGAAUGAUUUGCCUCAUGUCCUUGUCAUGUAAAAUUACACUCAUUCUAACACUGAAGUCCUAUUUAAUCUGCCAUUUGUGCUUAUUUAAGGUACGAGUCCACACUUCGGGAGAAGGGUAGAGAAUUGGAAUGUAGCCAGAGUCUAGGGGCGAGGGUUGGGAAGGCACUGGAAAGGGUAGGUUAUUUUACAUUUAUUGUUUUAAAUGUGUAGCCUUAGAUUUUUCUAACUUGUCUUUUUUUAAACUCAACAGUAAAGAUGGUAUCUAUCAAACACUCCAACUGCCAACCAUCUAGCAAAAAAACAAACAAACAUGAUCAUUAUCCAACCAGAGAAUUCAGAACCCACAUCACACCCAGUCAUCAUCCAAUCAGAUGGUACCAGGAAAACUCAUCAUCACCAUGAAUAGACUAAGCAAAGCUCUCUAUAAACAAAUAUAUACAUGUAAAUACGAUAAAAAAUGCCUUUACGUUCCAAAGUAUAGUUUGUCAUUAUAUGCAUGAUGGACCAUUUUAGUACUUUAUAUGAAACUACUGUCAUUUCAACAGGGUAUGCAGAGUAAAAUAACUGUUUUGGCAGCUGAUGAUUAAAAACAAUUGGGAGGCAGGUGCUAUUUUAUCAGGCCCAAAUAGCCCCUUAUUCCUUACAUAGUUCACUACUUUUUACCCGAUUAAAUGUCAUUCCUGUGCAUCUGUUCUCUUGUAUUGUUAUCACGUUAGGUUGAACACUGACAGUUUUGUAGCGUCAAUGAGGCUAACAGAGAUGUAUGAGUUCCUCAAGAGCCUAUGCAAAUCGCAAAGUUGUAAUAGUUACCACUUUAUUGCUGUAUAUAAUCAGCAAUGUUAAUAUUAUUAAUAUUAUAUUAGAACAUGUAAUAUGCAUAAAUAUUCAAGAAACAUUUUAAUUUGCAGUGUACAAACUUAACAUGAUGAACAGCAAUGACAAUUAUGCCAACGGGUGACCAAAAAUAACUAUCUUAAAGCCACACCUCCAAUAAGCCACGCCUCUAAUAUGAUAGGCUGCCACCUCUAAAAUAUAUUAUUAAAAAGGUUCAGAAUUGAGCCCCUCCCAUCACAAAAAGGUUUUAACCUUUACACAAGGGUUCCUCAAAGACCCUUUUCAGAGGGAUUCCUCAUGGAACCUUUUUCAACUGGAAAGGUUCCGCCGGUGUGGCAACCCAAAAGGUUAUUCCAGGCACCUUUAUUUCUGUAGGGAAUAGGGUGCCAUUAGGGAUGCAGACAUCUUGGUUUAAAAGAAGGCAAAUUAUGCUAUUUAUAUAUCAAGACAUAUUUAAUGUCUCGUUUAACAAUGAAGCACUCCUGAAGGUUAUACAGACAUUGUCUUCAUCCCCUCAUCGACCUUAGAUGCUGAUCUUGGGUCAGUUUUGCAUUUUGGGUCAGUUUUGCAGGUUAGGAUUGCGGGAUGGGAAGCUGAUCCUAGAUCUGUACCUAGGGGAGGGAACCUUCACCCUGGAGGCUCCUCAACUCAGGUCACGUGGUGAGAAAAAACUCUCCUAACUAAUUCUACAUUAUAUUCAGGGCCAGGAGCAUUUCCAGACCAUGUGACCUGACCAGGAAAAAUUCCUGGCCUAGUUAUUUGUUCUCAUCAUUACAUUGUAGCUAGUCAUCUUUUAACCAUUGCAACGUGACACUGCCAAGGAACCAGAGUUAGCAUUCUACCUCUCAUUCCUUCAUCUAUGCACAUAUAGGCUCUGUUCCAAUAUCCACACUAGCAUACCACUUAGAAUGAAGCUAUGACUGUGUCCAAAAUGGCACCCUAUUCUCUAUAAAGUGUACUACUUUUGACCAGGGCCCAAGUUUACUAAGGUUACUCAACUACCACUGCAUUUGUUUUGUCUGUUACCAAUACCCUCAUGAGCUGUAAACAAACUUGCUACUCCAGGGACAUAUUCAUUAGUACAGACUGUAGUGAAAUGUUUUUCAAUGGAAUUGUGUCAUGUUGUAAAGCGUUUGGAGUAAACAGUUUCCGUUGGAAAGUGUUUUGCUACAGUUUGCUACGGUGUGCUCUAAUGAAUACAACCCAGGCUCCCAAUGCUCUUUUUUUAUUUACAUUUUGUUACCUUGCUCUUUAGGGAUACCACUUGAGCUUUUGGAGUAACUUUUAAAACGAUUUUCAGAACGGCUUUUCUCACUUUGUAACUGUCUAGAUGAUUUCCAAAGCAAUAUCAUUAGACCUUGUGGAAUGUUCCGUUUGUUUUUAUUUAAUGAAUAUCUUUAGCAUUUAAAGUAGAAUAGUCUGUUGGACAUGCACAUAUCCACCGCAAUAAACAGAAUACAAAAACCCUA